AUGGAUAGGCUGGAUCAUGAGCUGCUCUCCCCCUUCCUGUUUAUCAUCUGUACAGAAGCCCUGAUUGCCCAGCUAAAGGGAGACCCGCUCUCCCCCUUCCUGUUUAUCAUCUGUAUAGAAGCCCUGAUUGCCCAGCUAAAGGGGGCUGAAGACGAAGGUCGGAUCACAGGUUUAAAAUUUGCUCAAGGUAGUCCACCGGUCUCGCAUCUGCUGUUCGCGGACGACAGCCUGUUCUUCUGUAAGGCGGAGAUCCAGCAAUGUGCUGAGCUUCUGAAAAUUAUUAACAGUUACGGACGAGCCUCGGGUCAACAGCUGAACCGAGACAAGUCGGCGAUCCUGUUAGGGAAUAGAGUCCCCUCGGAAACAAAGACCGCCUUAAAAGAAACUAUGGAUAGACUGAACUCAAGAACCAACGCAUGGUCUGCAAAACUCCUUUCAAAAGGCGGAAAAGAGGUCCUCUUAAAAUCUGUUGCCCAAGCAAUUCCGACAUAUGUUAUGUCAUGUUUCUUGUUGCCUCAAAAUGUCAUUGGUAAGCUGAGAGGAGCAAUCUCAAAAUUCUGGUGGAGUACCAAGAACAAUAACCGCGGUAUACAUUGGAUAGCGUGGGACAAAAUAUGUGUACCGUUGUCGUGUGGCGGUCUGGGUUUUAGGGACCUCAAAGAGUUCAACCUGGCCCUAUUAGCUAAACAAUUGUGGCGCCUUCUUAGAUUCCCAAACUCACUCCUAUGUCGAGUCCUCAAAGGCCGUUACUUUCGGUACUCUAACCCGAUAGAUGUAGGAAGGGCAAACUCUCCAUCGUUUGGAUGGCGCAGCAUCAUUGCGGCUAAGCCUCUGCUUCAAAAAGGUCUCCGGAAGAAUAUUAGAUCGGGCUUUAGCACAAGAGUAUGGACGGAUAACUGGAUCCCAGCUGUACCACCACGACCGGCAAAGGAUAACGGCGGACCUAGAGACUCAAAUCUCUACGUAAACCAUCUUAUAGACUUUGAAACUAAAGAAUGGAAACAGGAUAAGCUCAAAGAGGUCGUAGACCCUCAAGAUAUCCCACUGAUUCUAGGUUUAAAGCCAAGCAAGUCUUUCAUGGUGGAUGAUUAUUUAUGGGUUCACACGAGGUCAGGCCAAUACACGGUGAAGUUAGGGUAUCUAGUGGCUUCUGAAGGGAACACCGAGAGUCAGGCGGUCAUGGAACCAAGCCUUACAAAGUUAAAAGGACACGCGUGGAAGCUGAAUGCACCCAGAAAGAUCAAACAUUUCAUUUGGCAGGCGAUAGCAGGUUGCAUAGCCUCGUGCAGUCGCCUAGUGGACAGACACUGUGGAACAGAUAGAACAUGCCCGAGGUGUGGUGCAGCCGAGGAAUCGAUAAACCAUGUUCUUUUCGAGUGUCCACCGGCCUUGCAGGUCUGGGCUUUGUCUCAUACUCCACUACCUCCGGGGAUCUUCCCGUGUUCUUCUUUAUAUGCAAAUCUCGACUUUCUCUUCUGGGGAGCAAAGGACCUAGGCUAUGUGGUAUCCAUUGUGGAGUCUUUCCCGUGGCUGCUUUGGUACAUAUGGAAGGCUCGAAACGAUAAGGUAUUUAAUAAUCAUGAGAUUCUGGCACCGGAUACGUGUGAGAUCGCCUUCUCAGAAGCAACCAGCUGGAAACUAGCUCAGGAACUGGGUAAAGAGGAAACAGAGGAUAUAGAGCAGGGAGGGCCCGUACGAACGCUACAACAAGGGAUAGGCUUAGUCUGCUGUGUUGAUGCGUCGUGGAAGGAUUCUGAUAACAUUGCAGGACUGGGAUUUGAACUGAAAGGCGGCCCGCAAAUGUUAUAUGGAGCCAGGGGUACUACCCGACAACUUUCUCCACUUCAUGCAGAGCUGGACGGACUGAUAUGGGCCAUGGAAACGCUGAUUUCGAGCGGUUUUACUCAAGUGCGUUUUGAAACAGAUUGCUCAAGUAUACCUAAGAUAUUAGAAGAAAUGGAAGAAUGGCCAGUUUUUGCCACGGAGUUAGAUGUUUUUUCUAGGCUGAGAGAUAGGUUUUCUUUUUUCUCAAUUUCAUUCAUUUCUAGAUCAAACAAUGUCCGUGCCGACUGCCUCGCUAAGAGCGCUCGAGUACGAGGAGCCGGUAUAGGAGUCGGUGUGGGUGGAGUUGAUGGUAUUGGUACGGGAGCGGUGCCUAUAGUGGGCGCUGAUACGACUGCCCCGGUGGAGAUGGGACAAGUCUUGGGUGUGUUGGCACAGAUCUUGGAAAGACUAGCCCCACCACAGGCAGCGAAUCCACCCAUACCGGAUAUAGUACCAAGGGAAUCAGUCGCUCUUUCGUACCUAACCAUCAUGGACCAUAAGCUGAAAUUGGGGACCCAGUACUUUAGCGGUGGAGCGAAUCCUACCAAGGAAGACGAGUGGAGAAGCCAUCUUGAAAGGAACUUCAACUCCGUGCGCUCUCUGAUGGAGUACCGGAAGAAUAUUGCGAUUCACUACCUGUCCGGGUAA
Camelina sativa (false flax) is the source of this 2472-nucleotide messenger RNA. The record is from RefSeq and is a predicted model, not a curated record. Lineage: Eukaryota; Viridiplantae; Streptophyta; Magnoliopsida; Brassicales; Brassicaceae.